This is a messenger RNA of Nelumbo nucifera (sacred lotus), 1696 nucleotides long. The record is from RefSeq and is a predicted model, not a curated record. NCBI's taxonomy places the organism in Eukaryota, Viridiplantae, Streptophyta, Magnoliopsida, Proteales, Nelumbonaceae.
AAAUUGACAGUUCAAUGGUUAAUACAAACAACAAAUACACAUUUCUUUUUCCUUCUCGCCCCUGCUACUGUUCUCUUCUUUGGUUAAGUGUGUAUCUCACGAACUUUUCGGAAGCAGAAUUUUCUGGGUUCACGUUAUUAUACUUGGGAUAGUUCUGGAUUGAUGAAAGCACACUAUUUUUUAUCUGGGAACUGAGAUAGACUGGUGCGAUGGAGCAUGGUUGAAUACUUAAAUGCUGAAGUACAAGAUGUAUAGCUUUUCUAUUUAGAGCCAACAUUGUUGGAGAUUACCUGACCAUUUAUUGAAUGGAUGAAGUUUGGUCUUCAUGAGGGUUUGAAGGCAUAGCCUUUACUAUCUAUCAGUUCCUGGUAUCCUGCCACUCCUUUUCGACUGAAGUUUUACUUUACUUUUUUAAUGUCUCGGUCAUUCCUUUUCCAACUGUAUGUAAGAUAAAUGAUAAAUGUUUCAACCAAAGGCAGUCCCUAGUUCAAAUCUAGCAAGCAGCAACUUAUUAGUUCAUGCACAGAACAUGGAUAAUAGUGUCAGUGCAGUGGCUCACUGCAGUGGAGGGAGUAGUCUCAACAACAACACUAACAGCUCUACCAUAGCAUCCAGGCAACGACUACGUUGGACAAAUGAGCUUCAUGAACGCUUUGUGGAUGCUGUGACCCAGCUUGGGGGCCCAGACAUGAAACCCUGGCUACCCAAAAAGCUGGAUAUCAAGAGAGAAGAACAAUGCCCAGUUCAACAUGUAGUAAAAUUUGAAGGGGCUACUCCUAAAGGUGUUCUCAGAAUCAUGGGUGUACAAGGUUUGACUAUAUACCAUGUCAAAAGCCACUUACAGAAAUACCGGCUAGCAAAAUAUCUCCCAGAGUCUACAUCUGAUGUUAAGAAGUCUGAGAAGAAAGAGCCAAGUGAAUUACUUUCUACCAUUAGUAGUUCUUCUGGUAUGCAAAUAACAGAAGCACUAAAGUUGCAGAUGGAAGUCCAAAAACGGCUGCAUGAACAAUUGGAGGUACAGAGGCAGCUACAAUUGAGGAUAGAAGCCCAAGGAAAGUAUCUGAAGAAAAUAAUCGAAGAGCAACAAAGGCUGAGUGGUUUUCUUGGGGAGUCCAAUUUGAUGAUCCCUCCCCCUAUCUCAGGUAGCAACUUUCCUGAAUCUGACAAGACCGACCCAUCAACUCCAGCUCCAACUUCUGAGUGCCCCCUCCAAAACAAGGCCGCCCAAGAAUGUGCACCAGCCAAGAGUCUCUCCUGCAACGAGUCCAUCUCUUCAUAUCACGAGCCACUGACACCAGAUUCCGUCUGCCAUGUCACUUCCCCUUCUGAAAGCCCAAAAGGUGAGAGGCCACUGAAGCAAAAGCGGGUGGGGAUGGAUGCAGUAUCUGCUAAACCUGAGAUGAUCCUCACACACCAGAUACUGGAAUCAAGCUUGAGUUCUAGUUUCCAGCAGCCAUGCUCGGGUUUCCCAAUCAGAGAACAGCUUGAUCCCUCGUCGGGGAGAUCACACUGCAAUGGAGAUCAGUUUGAGAAUGUUUCAUUAAGAGAUCUGUGAUAUUAGUAUAUGCAUCCUUGCAUGCAGUUUGCACUUCAAUGCUAUAUUUUUCAUUGUCUUUUCAAAUGUUUAAUUACAUUUUAUAUAUCAGGUAAAAAACUGUGGUUAUUCAUGAUUCACCAAUACCACUUUUUCAUCUUA